GAUCCGUAAAACCAGUUACUGUCACCUGUACAAUAUGUCAUCAUCACGUGACACGGAUUGUUCAGCGUUUCCCGAUAGAGGAUAAUGGCCUAUUCAUUGCUGUCUAACCCAUGUUUUUAACAGGUCCCCGUUCGCCAUACAUCUCGAACAAUGGAUGUCGGACACUGUGUGGCGUUAUGGGUGUUCAUGGGGGCGUUAUUAAUGACGUCACUUGAAGGACACAACUACGGUGCACCAAGGGGGGCGUGUGUUGACAUGGUUCCUCAGCACAACAGCCGACCCCGUGACCCCCCAGCACCCAUCGACAUCACCCUGUCCAAUACAACCUACACCCCAGGUGUACCUAUAACAGUCACGCUCUCUGCCAACAGUGGUAAGUUCUUCAAGGGAUUCCUGAUACAAGCCAGAGUGACUGACCACGGGCCCAAUCGAGGAGACGCGGUCGGGACAUUCACCCCAAUAGACGGAACUAAACAGACCUGCGAUUUCGGGGUUGCACUUACCCACUCGGAUGCGAGGGAGAAGACGAGGCUGGUGUUGCAGUGGAAUCCUCCUUCCACGUUAAAGGGCAACAUCCAAUUCAGCACAACUAUUGUGGAGAGACAGUACUCCUACUGGGUAGCGCUACCUUCUGAUACCCUUGCCGAGGGACAGACAACUACGUCGUCCUCCACCACCACCACCACCACUACCCAGGCGACAUCUUCAUCCGUGUCUACAGCUACCACGUCAAUGUCAGUAAGCGUGGAAUCUCAAAAGCCGGACACAGUAAACCCGUCACAGCCAGCAACUGAGGCAGGAACACCCACAACUACCCCGUCAUCAUCAUCACCCUCACCCAGUGCUGCAGCGCGGAGACAGCCAGGAACGAUGACGUCACAAGUCCCGUGUGUCCUGGUGGGACUGAUUCUGUUGUGGUGACCUAUGGGUGUUUGAGGACUAUGGUGCUAGUUAUGUGUGAUAUUACUAGUGGAUGAGUGGCUGGGGUUGUCUAUCACUCAUUGCAAUCUUUAUCUAUCUAUACAAUAGUGGAAUAUUUACCACCGCAUCCAACAGUCUGCAUUUAAUGUUUGACCGACACCAUUUUCUAAAUUAUUGGAUUCUAGUCAACGCCACUUAAACAAAGAACAUUAUGACCUUGUGAAGCAGAUAGUUACAACCACCAUCAGCAGAUCCACUGUCGGAUUCACGGGUGCUUACAACACUAUUUCAGAGUAUACUCAAGUUUCAUAAAAAUGAGGUGCUGCAAUACUAAAGCUAAAUCUUUUUGUGUUAUGGUCGUGUUGCUUCGUGAUUUAUUAGCAUGAACCCAUCUCUUGCUGGUUAACUUGCAAAUGACGAUUCCAAACUUCUAAUCCCUUCCUCUCCUAAACAGAGAUAUAUGUACUUGCAUGCGGUAGGGAACAGUGCCGUGGGUAACUAAAUAUGGUAUGAACUUUGGUGAACACUCUACAUUUGAGUCGCGACCAGAAACCUAAGCACAUGCCCUGGCUAACUACGGCAAAAUGUAGCUGCUUGAUGGAGCCGCACAAAAUAUGUUAACGUUAACUCAUUUCACUUUCACAAACUGUUUGUAUAAAACCAAUCUGAACUG
This is a messenger RNA of Haliotis rubra (blacklip abalone), 1594 nucleotides long. RefSeq names its product putative defense protein 3. The transcript has 6 exons. NCBI's taxonomy places the organism in Eukaryota, Metazoa, Mollusca, Gastropoda, Lepetellida, Haliotidae. The record is from RefSeq and is a predicted model, not a curated record. Gene Ontology annotation, molecular function: oxidoreductase activity, acting on metal ions. The coding region runs from base 151 to 921 and encodes 256 amino acids.